This is a messenger RNA of Didymodactylos carnosus, 705 nucleotides long. The record is from the annotation of a GenBank genome assembly. NCBI's taxonomy places the organism in Eukaryota, Metazoa, Rotifera, Eurotatoria, Philodinida, Philodinidae.
CUUCACAAAUACGGAUCUGGCGAGCGGAAUCGAACAGUUCCUACAUUUUUACGCCUUAAUGGUUGUCAAAAUUCGAAGUGAAGCUGUGUGUGGGAGUGCCGCCUCGAUUUUGAAGCAACAUAUUCAUGGAGAUCGAGCUCUCCAUCACGACUCCCUCGAUAAAGAAGUCAUGCUUCACUGGAAUGCACCACCACUUCAUCAUAUUUUUACUAAAAAUAUUGAACAAUGGAAAAACAAUUGUUAAAACAGCAAUGAAAAUAGUAACAGGAAAAAACAAACGACCCAUUAUAAUUAUUUGUGAAACAAUUAAAGAUGUAGAACAAAUAAAACAAUCGUUUAAACAAUAUGCUGAAGAAGAACAAGAAAAAAGACAAGGAAAGCAGUAGCACCUUCCUUACCGAUUUUGAUUAUUGUCCCGAUUCGUCCGGGACAUAUAAUAAAAUUAGAACGAAACAGAGAAAAUUAGCAUGGCCUCUGCUCAAGGAUGACACGCGAAAUUUUGAUUAUUCAUCAAAUAUUUUUGUUUAUAAACGAAGUUAUGAAAAAUUUUCUAUUGCAAAUGAAGGAUUAGAUAAUGGAAAAAUUAUUAUUGUAACAAAUUCAGCUGGUCCAGGUACAGACAUUAAAGUUCUAGAAUAUUUAAGUAACAGAGGUGGUUUACAUGUUCUAUUAACAUAUUUACCGGAAACUUAUCGAAUUGAAUAA